CCCUCCAGUUCCCAGCUUAUGCGUAAGCCUAUAAUAUAUUGAGGGCCGAUAGAAUUGUGAAUUGGUUUCGUGGGGUCUCUCCUUUCCUCAAUUGGGUCGCCGGAAAUUCUCGAUUCCGGGACCUGAAUCCGAUUGAUUAUGACAUAUGGCGAAGGGCCGGAAACUGACGCAGAGCCGCAGCGAACGGUUGCUCGGGACCUACAGCGGCUACAGCCACGCCCAUGACUCGCCGGAGCUCGGCGAGGACGAUGUCUGGUCGAUGGUCAACAGCGUCGACGAGAGGGAGGACCACGAAACCGAGAACUCGCAGGGCGAAUGGAGCCCACACGCCUUCCCGGAGAGCACCGUUGGUAUUCAGGCGAGGAAGGGCCGCCAUAUUGCCAGAGACGACCGCAACGUGGGCGGGCUGUCAUUGGCCUUUGACGAUUCUGGCAAGACGGCGUCGUCGCCUCGGAUCGUGCACCAGUUCCGCGGACACGACAGCGUGGCGUCCCCACGUGGGCACCACAUGGCCACGUCAGCUCCGGUGAACGUGCCUGACUGGAGCAAAAUUCUCCGGGUCGACUCGGUGGACUCGCUGUAUGAAAUGGGCGACGGGUUAGAUGGCAAUGACUCGGAGAUGAUUCCCCCACACGAGUACCUGGCGCGUGAGCACACGCGCGGCGCGACGUCGGUUUUCGAAGGCGUAGGGCGAACCUUGAAGGGCCGGGACAUGAGGCGGGUCAGGGAUGCAGUGUGGAGCCGGACCGGGUUUGAUGGAUAAUUUGCGAUGGAUAGUGCUAUCCACAUAACGAUUUUUACUUCUCACACACUUCUCUCAAUUUUGGUUGUCAAAUCGAAUGAAUUGAAGAAAAUCGGUCAAUAAUCACCAAACAUGUGUGAAAAGUAAAAAUUAGUGUAUAAAUAGUACUACUUUUGUGAUAGAAACUUAAGGAGGUUUAAUUAUUAUGAAAAAUUAUUGAUUUCAGAUCUAGAGGAGUAUAAUUAUUGUUGUGAAUUGGUAAGUUUCGUUGGGCAAUGAUUCAGCUGAGUCUGAUCUAGUCGGACUUAGCUGUGAGUGAGCCCAAUUUGCCCAAAACAUUGAAUUUUUAAUGUCGGAAUUUAGACCCUUCUUG
This is a messenger RNA of Malus domestica (apple), 1115 nucleotides long. RefSeq names its product protein S40-5-like. NCBI's taxonomy places the organism in Eukaryota, Viridiplantae, Streptophyta, Magnoliopsida, Rosales, Rosaceae. The record is from RefSeq and is a predicted model, not a curated record.